This is a messenger RNA of Trematomus bernacchii (emerald rockcod), 2645 nucleotides long. RefSeq names its product cell death-inducing p53 target 1 (gene cdip1). The transcript is spliced from 6 exons. The record is from RefSeq and is a predicted model, not a curated record. Gene Ontology annotation, molecular function: zinc ion binding. Bases 226 to 846 code for a protein of 206 amino acids. NCBI's taxonomy places the organism in Eukaryota, Metazoa, Chordata, Actinopteri, Perciformes, Nototheniidae. Gene Ontology annotation, biological process: tumor necrosis factor-mediated signaling pathway; intrinsic apoptotic signaling pathway in response to DNA damage by p53 class mediator.
UUAAUGACGUGGGUGUAAAUCCGUUCUAGCGGAUGUUGACUCGGAGCUGCAAACGUCAAACAGCUUCAGCAACGACCGCGGGUGACAGGCAGAGUCUCUCUCUAAAGCAGGUCCAAGCGCAUUUGCCAGAUUCCUCAGGUGGGAUCUUUCUUUUGGUAGCAGAAUAAAGAGUUGUGAGGGGAGCACCGUGUCCAACCCCUUUCCCUAUACAUACAUCCGGCCAGAAUGUCCAGUGAUCCUCCUCCUCCGUACCCCGGGGGUCCCAGCGCCCCCCUCCUUGAGGAGAAGAAUGGACAACCUGUUCCUUUGAGGAAUGCUCCUAUACAGGGACAGCCCUUACCUCCAGACUAUGGCCCUCCACCCUAUGAGGCCACAAACCCCGGCUUCCUGCCCCCCCAUGUUCCUGGAGACGGACCCAUGCCCAUGCCCAUGCCCAUGCCCAUGCCCAUGCCAAUGCCUCUACCCCAAGGUGGCGCCUACCCGCCCGGUCACUUUCCGAUGCCGGGACCCAUGGGCCCUGGUCCCAGUCACUUUGUCCACAUGGGGGGGCACACAGCCACCGUCCUGGCUCCUCCUGGAGCUGCCACCACUGUGACCGUCCUGCAGGGGGAGAUGUUCCAGACCUCCCCGGUGCAGACUGUGUGUCCGCACUGUCAGCAGGCCAUCGUCACCCGCAUCUCCCACGAUGUGGGCCUCAUGAACACACUCUUCUGCCUCUUCUGCUUCUUUGUAGGGUGUGAUCUGGGCUGCUGCUUGAUUCCCUGUCUGAUUGAUGACCUGAAGGAUGUGACACACACCUGCCCGUACUGUAAGGGCUACAUUUACACAUUCAAGCGUAUAUGCUAACCACCGACAGCAGUAUGCAACAGAGACGUGAUGUGAAAUCUCUCUGUAAAACAAAUUAAAAUGUAGGACAAUAAUUACUACUAAGUUCAUUGAAAUAAAGUUCAAGUGGCAUGUUGCUUCAGCACCAAUAACAAGACACAACUAAAAAGAAAGUUUGGGAGGUGGGGCAGGAGUCUCUCUCUCUCUAGCGCACGCGCACACGCACGCACGCACACACACACACACACACACACACAGCUCCUCCUCUGCUGGUAGUGACAGGCUUUCCCCUCCAUUUUUGCAAAGUGUUGUGAAGCCCUCUUAAAUUGUAAGUGCAGUUUUCUCAUUAGUUCACAGAGUAUUUACUGUAUAUAUAUUUCAGCAUAACUCUUUCAUGUAAAAAACAUGCAUUUAAAAUGUACAAAUCUCACAGAAGAUGUAGGACACUUAGAUAUCCGCAGAGGUGGAUAAGCAGCAGGCCCAUUGGUGCAUCUGGUCCUGUAUAGACACCUGAAGAAAAGGCUAGUGAAGUUACGCAUGUUAAUGGAAGAAGAUACUGGAUAGAAACGGUCAGUUAGUGAAAGCUGUGAAAACGGUCACUUUAUUUAUUAAAUUCAUCUGUGAAUCUUGCUGAGAAGCAAACGUAUUGAAGUCGAACAUGCUGGGUUAGCUUUGUUUUUUUCCUGUAUUUAUUUCCGAUAUUUUAUCCACUAGCUUAACAUGUUAAUAUUGAUAACUGUGAACAUGUUUGUCUAUGUCCGAUCUUUGCUCUAACAAACCUAGUUUUUUUCCUUUUAAUCAUUAUCCCGUACUGAAUGUGAGCAAACUAACGAACCAUUUUAAACGGAUGUAUUUGCUUGUUUAGGAAUGCCCAAGAUUCAUGUUACGUUCUAUAUUUAAUAAUCUUCUGGGCUUUCAGUCAGUAGUCACACAUAUUUAGUGACUUACAGUCCUGCCCUCUGUCCAUUAUGUACUUAUUUUGAUAGUAAAUCAAACAUUUGCACUUUAAGUUGCCCUCUGAUGCAUUCAUCCACCUCAUUAGUGUUUGAGAGAUUUGAAGAUUCACAGUGUCAUCUCAUGAGUAAAAGCAGUGUAAUAUUUAGGUAGACUUUAAGUAGAGCCAACAAAAGAGGUGUACUGUUACUUAACGAGACACACUGCAUGGCAUCUUGGCAAUCUUACGUCCUCUCUAUAAGACCAUGUUGGCAAACAAAUGACCGUGGUGGCACCAUCAUCAUCACAUGACAUGUUUAGCCUGUAACCCUCCUAGUAACGGCAUCAGCCCUUUAAGAUUACCUGCAUUGUUCAGAUGCACGUUAGAAAACAAAUACCGAGGUAUUUUGACUAAUACUAAAUAGUGAACAUCUCUGUUAGGAAUAAGCUUCUAAUAAAUGAUUGUAUCAGAUAUCCUGCAAAAUAACAAUGUGAUUCCAUAGAGAUUACUAACAAUGGAACAUCCAUCGUGUGCCCACCACAGCAUGCUCAAUCUGCCCACCACCUUCUCUCACAAUGUGCAGUUUGUCUGCAUGAGCCACACCUCAAAACAAAGAAUUGUUACUGGCUAGUUCCUGGACUCUAUGUGCAUUGAAUUCUUUUUUUUCUUCUUGAGGCUAGCUAAACUGUGCGAGAAAGUGAAUUUUGAUUUGAAGGAUUGCAUUGAACUUUUAAUACGAAGUACUGUAUGCCAUUCUUGUGCAUAAUGCUGGUCUGCAUUGCUCUCUAAAUGUCUGUGAUAUGUAUAACUAUGUCAACAUUUGUUUGACUGUUGUAUACAGGUACUAUUUUAUCAAUAAAAAUCAGAACAUGAUUGAUGAAACUCA